AUGGCUAGACUCAAAGCUGUUAUGCCCAAAGAAUCUGGUGCCUGGCUGAAUGCUCUUUCCGUGGCUUCUUUGGGUACCCUCUUAGAUGAUGCAUCUUUUAGAAUUUCGAUAGGUCUUCGAUUAUCACUUCACGAGUUACUUCAAUAUUUAGAAGAUAAUUAUGAACAAGAAACAAAUGUUUCUAAUAGUGCUACCAUAUAUAUCCAACCACCUGAAAAUACUAGGGCAGAAACAGACGAAGAUAGUGACUUAUCUGACCAAGAAAAAGAGAACGACGAGAGCAUGAUACCUUACUAUGGGAAGCAUCAUGCGAAGCAGUAUAUAAAGGGAAAACCAAUCAGAUUCGGCUAUAAAAACUGGGCCCUCUGUAGUAAUACUGGCUAUAUGGUUAGUUUCGAUAUUUAUACUGGUAAAUCCACCAAUGAGAAACAAUUUGGCUCAGAAGGAGAUGUGAUAUCGCUGGUGAACUCAGCAGGAAUACCUUCGAAUAAGGGUUUCAAAUUAUACUUUGAUAAUUACUUCACCAGCAUUACUUUAUUGACUCAUUUAGCAGGAAAUAAUAUAUGUGCAACAGGUACCAUUAGAGCUAAUAGGAUGGAGGGUUGUCCAUUUCCUGAUAAGGGAUUCUGGAACAAAUCAGAGAGAGGUACCUAUAAAUUUUUAUCAAACGGUAAACUUUCACUAACACAAUGGAAAGAUAACAAAGUGGUUACCAUGGCUACCAAUUUCGAAGACACAAGUGUUACAUCUGCGAAAAGAUGGUGCAGGGAAACAAAAUCUAAAAAGAAUAUUUCCCAACCGAAAGUUAUUCACAACUAUAAUCAGAGGAUGGGUGGUGUCGAUAAAAUGGAUGGGCUCGUGGCGGCAUAUCGAUCUAGAAUUAGACAAAGGAAGUGUAUUGGCCAAUUUUUCAAUACUUGUUAG
Leptinotarsa decemlineata (Colorado potato beetle) is the source of this 924-nucleotide messenger RNA. RefSeq names its product piggyBac transposable element-derived protein 3-like. The record is from RefSeq and is a predicted model, not a curated record. Lineage: Eukaryota; Metazoa; Arthropoda; Insecta; Coleoptera; Chrysomelidae.